Molecule: messenger RNA, 3223 nt
Organism: Colius striatus (speckled mousebird)
Lineage: Eukaryota; Metazoa; Chordata; Aves; Coliiformes; Coliidae
Gene: POGLUT1
Product: protein O-glucosyltransferase 1
Exons: 11
Coding region: 16-1197 (393 amino acids)
Biological process (GO): protein O-linked glycosylation; positive regulation of Notch signaling pathway
Cellular component (GO): endomembrane system
Molecular function (GO): UDP-glucosyltransferase activity; UDP-xylosyltransferase activity
Source: RefSeq, a predicted model, not a curated record
UUGGCGGCGGCGGCAAUGGGGCGGGCGGCGUUGGCCUUGUGGGCUCUGGUGGUGGCGGCCACGCAGUGGUGGCUAGAACCCGCUGUGGCGGGCGGUCCGGCAGAUACCAAAUGGAAGACAAUAUCUGACCAAAUUAAGAAAGCUGUGGAAGCCUAUAAGCCAUGUGUAAAGGAGAAUUGCAGCUGCCACCAAAGUGUCUGGAAGCAGGACCUGGCUCCUUUUCGAGGUGGCAUUUCCAAGGAGACAAUAUCAGAUGUGGUGAGCCGGAAGCUUGGGACACACUACCAGAUCAUUAAGAACAAAUUGUAUCGUGAGCAGGACUGCUUGUUCCCUGCAAGAUGCAGUGGAGUAGAGCACUUCCUUUUGGGGAUCAUCAAGCGCCUCCCUGACAUGGAAAUGGUGAUCAAUGUACGAGACUACCCCCAGGUGCCCAAGUGGAUGAAACCCAUUAUCCCGGUCUUCUCCUUCAGUAAGACAUCUGAAUACAAUGACAUCAUGUAUCCUGCCUGGACAUUUUGGGAAGGAGGACCAGCUGUUUGGCCAAUUUACCCAACAGGUUUAGGACGCUGGGACCUCAUGAGAGAGGACCUCAGAAGAUCUGCAGAGAAAUGGCCAUGGGUGAAAAAAAUCUCUAAAGGAUAUUUCCGAGGAUCCAGAACGAGCCCUGAGAGAGAUCCCCUCAUUCUGCUGUCCCGAGAAAGCCCCGAACUUGUUGAUGCCGAGUACACUAAGAACCAGGCUUGGAAAUCUGAAAAGGACACCUUAGGGAAGCCCCCUGCAAAGGAAAUUCCACUGGUUGAUCACUGCAAAUACAAGUAUCUGUUUAAUUUCCGAGGAGUGGCUGCCAGUUUCCGGUUGAAACACCUUUUCUUGUGUGGUUCGCUCGUCUUUCACGUUGGAGAAGAGUGGUUGGAAUUCUUCUACCCACAGCUGAAGCCUUGGGUCCAUUACAUCCCAGUCCGAUCAGACCUCUCUAAUGUCAGGGAGCUGUUGCAGUUUGUGAAGGAAAAUGAUGCCAUAGCACAAGAAAUUUCAGAGAGGGGACGCCAAUUCAUCACUGAGCACUUGCAGAUGGAGGAUGUCUCUUGCUACUGGGAGCAUCUGCUGUCUGAAUAUUCCCAAGCCUUGACUUACAAAGUGAAGAGGAGGAAGAGCUACAGCGAGAUCACUUCAGAGUGGCUGAAAACAGAACUGUAGACACGUCUCUGUUUUUCUCUUCAGCUCAAGCUGAUCUCCGUGGAAAUGUGAAGAUCAGUGUGUCUUCUUUCUUGUUCUCUGAGACUUUGUAUCUAUGCUAGGACUACAAAGAACAGCAGCAGCCUGACUUUCAAACUGCUCAUGGGACCUGGUUAUACUGUUGCUGUAAGGAUGUUGAGUCACACAUCAGAUUAUGGCUAUUUAAUGGGGUAGGGUUAGUUGUGCCUGGAAGAGUUAGUGUUUGGGACUUAGUUACUGCCUGUCUCAAAAUGACUCUAAAUCACAUCCAGUUGUAGAAUCAUAGAAUCACAGAAUCAUAGAACGGUAGGACUGGAAAGGACCUCCAGAGAUCAUCUAGUCCAACCCCUUGCUAAAGCAGGUUAACCCAGUUCAGGUCACACAGGAACACGUCCAGGUGGGUUUUGAAAACCAGAGAAGGAGACUCCAUACCCUCCCUGGGCAGCCUGUGGCAGGGCAUCCUUACAGUAGUUUUUCCUUGUGUUUAAGUGGAACGUUUUGUGUUCCAGCUUAUGUCCAUUACCCCUAGUCUUGUCGCUAGAGAUAACAGGAAAAAGUUCCACCCCGUCCUCCUGAUAUACAUCUUUUAAGUACUUUUAAGUGUUUUUGAGGUCCCCUGUUAGUCUCCCCUUCUCCAGGCUGAAUAACCUCAGGUCCCGCAGCCUUUCCUCAUGAGAGGAAACGAAAAGCCCUUCUGUUAAUUUUACUGGACUUUUUACUAAGUCCUCUGUGCUCCCAGGCAAGGUGCACAGGCUGUUGAGACCAUUGGGAGACACUCAGCUGCGAGAUCCAUAUACCUUUUUUGGCAAACGGUCAAUAUUUCCUCACCUGUGUGAUAGCACUCGGGAUAUUAGGUGUUGUCUAACAGAAGGUGGUACUGGGAUUUAGGGUAGCCUUUUUAGAUAGCUUACAGCUAUGUCUGUGUCAGGUUUUAGGGAUUGUUGGUAAGGCUUUUCUGUGCCAUUGAAAAGACAAAUGAUCCUUGCACAGUUGAACUACCUACCUCAUAGGGGAGAGGCAAAGACGGUUCCUCCUUCCGAAGGUGAGCUCCCGCAAAACUGAGCCCAUUAACAGGCUCUGGCUGCUCAGCUGGCUAGGCAUCCUUAACCCAGAGAGAAUAUCCACAGAGGUGGAGUCAGCUCUCCUUUUCCUCAGAUGUUCACAGAUUCCCUGCCCUGAUCCUCUUUGGUAAUCUUUCUAGGGUUGUUUUGGAGGGGUUUUCUUGAGGCUGGUAAGAGCUCACUUCAGUAUUUGCUUUUCUUUCUUACCACUGUUAUACUGCUUUGCCCAUCUUUCAGCCUGGCUGAGGGAACGCCUUCAGGCAGAGUGGCAGGUAGCCCCUACAAUGGUGUUUUGAGUUGAGUCACAGGCUGCUUAUGCUCACCCUGUGUAUGUCUGCUAUAGGCUGCUUGGCCUAGAGUGAGGGACAUUUAUAUAAUGCACUGUGGCCCUUGAGCUGAGAGCUCUGUAGGAAUCAGCAUCUUCUCUGGCAUCCAGACAGGUGCAUGGAAGAGGGUGAGCAGCAGUAUGGGGUCCUGGGAGAGCUGUCAGAUUCCUGGAGGGCCAUUGCCUCCCAGGGGAGCACCCUUGAUGAAAAAGCAGCUUAGGAAGCACAACAACCAACAGCUCACGGUCUCCUCUGCAGUCAGUUUGGAUCAGAGAAGAAUGCUACAAGGAGCAAUAACACUAAGUGCUCAUGAGGCCUCACAGCAUGGCCAGACCCCUGGUGCAGGGGUGCAACUGUCACAUGCUGGCAGCUGGAGCAGCUUGCCAGUGAUGUGCCUGGGUUAUCCUGGCUGCCAAGGACACAAACUGGGGUGUUGGAGUAGCCUGGUUUGUGAGGAGAGGAACUGUGCCGGGGGGGAGGCACCUAUUUUGUAUUGUUAGUCAGGGGAGUAGCCUUUUUUUUGGUAGUGGGGCAGCACCCUGGGAAACUGAAACAGCUCUGUAUAAUGUUUAUAAACAGUUUUUCAUUAAGUGCUUUUGGAAUAAAACGAAUGAAAACGAA